UUUCUCUUAUCUAAUUGCUCUGGCCCAGGGUCAUUUCUAUCACAAGGUCCUUUCAAUAUUUCAUACCAGAUUUAGUUGAGGGCUUCUGUUUUUCUGAGUUUUCCUGAUUAUCCUAAUUUAACAAGACAUAUGGAAUAGUGCCCUAUACCCACCCGACAGUCUGAAGUUCUAAGCCUCAGAAUGAAUCCCAGGCUAAGGUGUUGAAUGUCCCUACCCACAUCCCAAAAGCUUCCUGCUUGCUUUAAGGUGGCCCUGUGACUCUGGCAGUCAUUUAGCCACCUUGAGCUCCAGUGUCCUCAUGUAUGAAGUCGGGUUUAAGGUCUUUUACCUUGUGGUGGUUCUGAGGAUUGACUGAGAUAAUGCCCAGGAGUGCUCAAUAAAUGUGAGACUUCCAGAUCCUAAUUCCUUUCCAUUUCCCCCUCCUCCCUCUGGAAUCUUUCACUGUGACAUAAGUAGAUUCUGGGAAUGAGAUUUUUCUCAGAAUCAGGAUUCCAACAGCUGUUGGUAGGGUGUGAGGAGUGGAGAGGACCUCUUGCCUUGCCAUUGAGGGAAGCUCUUUGUUUCUAGUAUAACUGUAUCUUUAGGGCAAGAUUUGUCAUCCUCCCCUUGAGAGGAAAAGGUCUAUUUGUGCCAUUUGCUGACUCAGGAGCCAUGAGGAGACAUAUGGUGUCUCAUUCUUGGAUGCGCUUGAAGAAGGAACUGGGGCUGUACCAGCUCUCCAUGGAUAUCAUAAUGAUGAUCCGAGUGUGUAAGAUGUUCUGCCAAGGCCUCAGGGGAUUCCAGGAAUAUCAAAUCAUUGAGCCUGUUUACAGAAGAAACCCUGUCUUCUUCUUCUGGGAUAAAAAGAAGCAAGGGCGAAUUACAUUUGACACCAUGGACUUCAUUGCAGAGGAGGGUCACUUCCUUCCAAAGGCCAUUAAGAUCAUGCAGAAGAAGCCUUCCUGGAGGGAGGAGCAUGAGAUCCAGGUCCUUUGCAAUGUCCUGCAGUCUCUGGAUAGCUUCCGAAACUAUAAAGAGCCCCUGCAGCUGCUCUUGGCCAAGGUCAUGGGCUUUGAACAGUUUGGUCGCAGGCGUGUGAUCAUCAAGAAGGGGCAGAAGGGCAGCAGCUUUUACUUCAUCUACCUAGGAACACUUGCAGUGACAGAGGAUGAAGAUGGCAGCAGUGCCUUCCUGGACCCCCACCCGACAUUGCUGCAGAAGGGCAGUUGUUUCAGGGAAAAGCCCCUUCUGAAUGCAUCAGUAAGGUGGGCCACUGUGGCCUGCAUGGAGGAGACAGAGUUCCUGGUUGUUGACGGGGAGGACUUCCUUGCUAAUAAGCUGGAUGAGGAAAUUCAAAAGGAUACUCAAUAUCGAUUUGAGUUCUUUAGGAACAUGGAUCUGUUUCAGUCCUGGUCUGAUGAGAGGCUCUGGCAGCUAGUAAUCCUGGGCAAGAUAGAGAAAUUCUCAUAUGGCCAGCUGAUCACAAAAGACUUGGCAGAGUCAUCCUGCAUCAUGUUUAUCUGCAAGGGCAGCUGUGAAGUCCUCUGGCUGAUAGACCUUGGGACUUCCCCUUACUAUUACAAGUGGAUCUGGUAGCAUCUGGAGUUGAUAGAUGACAAGCCCCUGAGGGCUCACCUCAACGAACCAGAUCCUAUGGUGAGAUUUAAGGAAUUCCAGAUCAAAUCAUAUCCUGUACAGGACUUUAGUUCUUGGAAACUUCUGCGUCUCCAGGAAGCCAGGAAGAAACAGGGGAUAAGCUUCAGUGGACCAACCAAAACCUCAGGAAAUAGUCUCCCCAGGAUGCUGGGCCCAAAGAUCAAAUCCAAGUGUACUCAUUCAAUCAAAUGUUUCAUGCUUAAAACCAAGUUUGGUGAGCUCCCCAAGGAGGCAGCAGUGGGGGCCUACAUGAAAAUCCACACUGUGGAGCAAGGAGAAGUUAUGCUAAGUGCCUUCCUCCCAGAGAGCCAGUGUGACAUGUGACCCUUCAUACUGGUGAGCCUGGGAACUGAGCUGAUACAGUUAAGGAGAGAAAAAUUUCUUGAAUUGGUUGAUGAUGAGACAAGAAAAAAAUUGACAGAGAUGGAGGUUGAAUACCUCAGUGAUGAAGAACCGUGCCAGAGGUUCCUUAAGAAGAACAGCUGGAAUAUCUUUUGGAAGGACCUCAUUCAGGGGUUGGUAGAACCUCACCAAAGGCCUCCAUUCAUCCCAAUACACCCCCAGAAGAAAGGGAACUAACCUAAGUCUUUGGUCCUGGAUCUGUAUAGCAUCGACAAGAAGAUUAAACUAUGUCAUCUCAUUUUUUUGGCACCCCAGAAAUACCUCCCCCCACUUAGGAUUGUCCAAGCCAUCUCAGCACCCCGGCACAAAAUCCAGUAACUCCUGCCUCAGGCGGGUAAGGCCUUUAUUCGUCCUCGUCGCAAGGAGGUGCGGUCUCCUCCACAACUGGAACACAGCAGUCACCUCAGGACCCGGAUCUGCGCAGUUCUAGGGCCAAAAGUGGCUGAGCUUUCCGACCCGCCUUCUCCGGCCCUUGAUGAAACGACAUUCUGCUGCUGUCCGGAGGCCGCCAUUCUUCUCAUCACGCCUCGCUGCAGCCGCUGUAAGGCGCCACGUCCUCGACUGCUGGAGGGGGCUUUGCUAAGGCCAGCAAGGCUGGACCGGGAGACCCUUCGGUCUGAGGGGUUCUGGCUCCGAGGCCACCGCCGCCAUCAGGUCAUCGAAGUGGAGUGGGGGAGCGGUUCGCCUGUUCUUCAAAGCCUGGGCCCAGCCAGUGGGCAGUCACAGCGAGGGAUCGAAGACGCUGCAGGGCAGAGGCACGGCCCAUCCUCGGGCCCCCCAGGUCACCCACCGCCAUCGGCGGCAGGACCUGGAGGACCCUUGGGAAGCAGGCCGCGCUCUGUUUCUCACUGCACUCUGCCGGAACUGACUUGGCAGUUCUCUUUACUGGCGAGAAAGGAGCGGCACCGGAAGUGCUCUAGCGCCUGGGCCAGAGAGCUACGGUUCCGGUGUUACAACGUUCCGGCUGGAGAACUAUAG
This is a messenger RNA of Heterocephalus glaber (naked mole-rat), 3015 nucleotides long. The record is from RefSeq and is a predicted model, not a curated record. Lineage: Eukaryota; Metazoa; Chordata; Mammalia; Rodentia; Bathyergidae.